Molecule: messenger RNA, 2343 nt
Organism: Suillus paluster
Lineage: Eukaryota; Fungi; Basidiomycota; Agaricomycetes; Boletales; Suillaceae
Product: MCM2/3/5 family-domain-containing protein
Exons: 8
Coding region: 1-2343 (780 amino acids)
Biological process (GO): mitotic DNA replication initiation; DNA strand elongation involved in DNA replication; double-strand break repair via break-induced replication
Cellular component (GO): nucleus; MCM complex
Molecular function (GO): single-stranded DNA helicase activity; single-stranded DNA binding; ATP binding
Source: RefSeq, a predicted model, not a curated record
AUGUCGAUGCUCGACGAGCCUGUUCCUCAAGAUGAUCUUAUGCGCGACAGAACGCGUAUAUUCGAGGAAUUCCUCAUUUCAGAUUCCCCAAUUUACAAUUACAGAGACGAUAUCGCGCGCAUGCUGCGUACAGAUCAAACUCGUCUUAUAGUCAACAUCGAUGAUCUCCGCGACUAUAACAGAGAAUUCGCAGAUGGCUUGCUCAAGCAGCCCAUCGACUUUCUUCCCGCAUUUGAUGACGCCCUCGUCAAUAUCAUCACUCAAGUCCAUGACACCGAAAAACACGAACUCGAGGGAAAGAGCUAUCGCGUCGGCUUCAGUGGAUCCUUUGGUGACCAUCAUGUCAGCCCGCGCACCCUCAAAUCAGAACAUCUUGGCAAGAUGAUCUCCUUAGAGGGUAUCAUCACCCGUUGCUCACUCGUCCGCCCAAAAAUGCUUAAAUCCGUUCACUAUUGCCCCGAAACCAAACUCUUUCACGCGCGCGAGUACCGUGACGCGACUACGUCAACAUCAAAUUUACCACCGACCUCCACUAUGGAGUAUGGCCACUGUGUCUUCCGAGAUCACCAGCGUAUCAGCAUCCAGGAGAUGCCCGAACGUGCUCCGGCCGGCCAGCUACCUCGUAGUACGGAUAUUAUACUUGAUGAUGAUCUGGUAGACAAAUGCAAAGCUGGUGAUCGUGUUCAACUGGUUGGCUUCUAUCGAAGCGUAGGAGGUGGCUCAAGUGGUGCCUUCAAGUACAUCGGAGGCGGUAUUGCACAAACACCGUUGACUGAUACUGAUAUUCGGCAAAUCAACCAGCUUUCUAAACGACGCGACAUCUUCCGCCUUCUUUCGCAGUCUCUUGCCCCGUCCAUUUAUGGCCACGAUAAAAUCAAGGAAGCUAUCCUUUUGCUCCUGCUGGGUGGUGCGGAAAAGAAUCUACCUAAUGGUACCCAUAUCCGUGGUGAUAUCAACAUGCUCAUGGUCGGCGACCCGUCGACCGCAAAGUCGCAACUACUUCGCUUUGGUGUCGGUUUAACGGCGGCCGUUACCACUGAUCGCGAUACCGGCGAGCGAAGGCUCGAAGCAGGCGCGAUGGUUCUUGCAGAUCGCGGCGUCGUUUGUAUAGAUGAAUUUGACAAGAUGUCAGAUAUCGAUCGUGUGGCAAUCCAUGAAGUGAUGGAACAACAGACUGUCACCAUCGCGAAAGCCGGUAUCCAUACCAGUUUAAAUGCGCGGUGCAGCGUUGUUGCCGCUGCAAACCCGAUCUAUGGCCAAUAUGAUAUCCACAAGGAUCCCCAUAAGAAUAUUGCACUACCCGAUUCCCUUCUUUCGCGUUUUGAUCUUCUCUUCAUUGUCACCGAUGAUGUUGAUGAAGAACGAGACCGCAGAAUUGCAGAUCACGUACUGCGAAUGCACCGCUACUUACCGCCCGGAAUUGAAGAUGGCACUCCUGUGCAUGACAACUUAUCACAGCCGCUUACAAUUGACGGACCUGGUGUACAAUCCACAGAGGUGGAUGGUGGGGUGGAGACCAACCCUUUCGAGAAAUACGAUCCUCUGCUGCAUGUUGGCUUGACGGCAGCGAAGUCACGAACACGAAGAGGCAAGCAGGUGAAGACAGAGGUGUUGAGUAUCGCCUUCAUCAAAAAAUAUAUUCAGUAUGCAAAGAGCAAGCCUGCACCAGUUCUCACGAAGGGUGCUGCCAACCACAUUGUGAAUGUCUACGCCAACCUUCGCAAUGAGGAUGAGGGUCAAACCAAUAGAAAGAAGACUGCACCUCUAACGGCACGUACACUGGAAACUCUCAUUCGUCUAUCUACGGCCCACGCCAAGGCACGUCUCUCUACCAAAGUCGAGUCCGAGGAUGCUCGUGCGGCAGAGGAGAUUAUGCGGUAUGCACUUUACAAGGAAGUUGCCAAGCGUCAGCGGCAAAAGAAGAAGAAACGCAAACUUAAUCGCACGGGAGCAACCGUUGGGAGGGAUGAAGAAGACUCACAGGAUAGUUCCGAUGACGACGACGAAGAUGAGGGUGAAGAUGAACAACCCGAUGACACAUUGUGGAAUGACAGCAGCCAGGAUCUUCUAAUGGAUACGGUACCAACGGCUGCUGCGGGGCCAUCACAGGGGGGCGGUGUACGUCCAGAAAGGCUACAGCUCUUCCGUGCACGGCUAGCGAAUAUCUUCUCUACACGCCUCCAAGACGAGGAACAGGUUUUCUUGGCGGAACUUGUAGAAAUGAUCAACGAGGGUCUACCCACGGGUGCAUUGUUUGGGACAGCCGAAGCCACCGCAGUGUGUCAGGUCAUGUCGGAUGCAGAUGAGCUCAUGAUCAGUGAAGGGAUCGUCUAUAAGGUCUAA